AUGGCUACAAUCAAACCGAUAAACAGCCAUACAGUUCACCAAAUUCAGUCUGGACAGGUAAUCGUAGACAUUUGUUCCGUCGUAAAAGAGCUUGUUGAGAACAGUAUUGAUGCGGAAGCCACAAGUAUUGAAGUAAGGUUCAAAAACCAGGGACUUAGUUUAAUUGAAGUUCAAGAUAAUGGCGAAGGCAUAUCACCACAUAAUUUUGAGGUACUGGCAUUGAAGCAUCAUACGUCCAAACUUUCAGCUUAUUCUGAUCUUACGACCUUAAACACAUAUGGUUUUCGAGGCGAAGCUUUAUCUUCGUUGUGCGCAUCUUCGAAUUGCACUGUUACGACAUGUUUGGCUGAAGACGUCCCAAAAGCAACCAGGCUUGAGUUCAAGACAUCAGGAAUACUUGACAGCAAAAAAAUAGUUGCUGCUCAGAAAGGAACAACUGUUUCUAUUGAAAACCUUUUCAAAAACUUACCUGUUAGACGUCGGGAACUGGAGCGAAACAUCAAGCGCGAGUGGUCACGAGUUUCGAAUGUCUUAGGACAAUAUGCGUGCAUCCAGACUGGUAUCAAGUUUUCAGUAUCUCAGCAGAACGGAAAUGGAAAAAAGACCAUUUUAUUCUCCACUAAGGGUAAUCAAUCGACGAAGGACAAUAUUGCCAACGUAUUUGGAGCGAAGAUGUUGACAGCUCUCGUCCCUAUAGAUCUAAAAUUAACACUUGAUAAUUAUCAAAACCGAAAUCAUCACCACAGUCCCGGAACUAAAGAAAUAAGAAUCUUCGGACACGUAUCGCGGUCUACGGGUGGAGAAUCUCGUCAGGCACCUGAUAGACAAAUGUUCUUCGUAAAUACAAGACCGUGCAACCUCCCACAGGUAGCUAAAGUUUUCAAUGAGGUCUAUAGAGCUUAUAAUGGCUCUCAUUCUCCUUUCUUAUUUGCAAAUAUUGAACUUGAUACACGUCUGUAUGAUGUAAAUGUCAGUCCUGAUAAAAGAACAAUUUUACUCCAUGAUCAGAACAAAAUAUUGGAAGCACUGAAAUGCUCACUCUCUUCAUUCUUUGACUCACACGGUAAUACCCUUCCAUUAGCCCAGAUUAUUUCCAAUCAAAACCAGACGUCGUACAAGCAAACAAAAAUAAAUGCUAGAAGUGCUGUGAGUUCUCCGUUAAAAUCAGAAGAAUUUCCUCACAGCCAAUCUGCGUCGGAAUCUUCAGACUCAGAAGAACUCACUAGUACUGGAAGACAACAUAUGCAAGUCUUUGGUAACGGAACUGAAAAAAGGUCUAGUCCUUCACUGAAAUCUUCAAAUAUUUUAAGCUUCCUUGCAGAAGAAGACAACGAAAAUGAUUCACCCAAAUUUCAAGGGCGAAAAGGCACCCAGUUGCCCACAGGCGAUCUCGAAAUCAACCUGAUAGAAGAUAAUUUAUCGUUAAUAACAAAUAAAAAAUCUGAAGUGGGCGUCGAUACUAAAAAGAAUGAUCAUGCUAAAAGCGAAACUAAAUAUGCUUCCGAUGUCAUGGACAAGACAAAAUGUUUAGAGACUUACGGCCCGCCGAGAACCCCUCCUAUACUCUCGCCUGUAAAACUUUACAAGCAAGGAAGUUGCGGCAAAUCUUUCGAGCUCCAUGAGCACUCUGUCAACCAAGCGAGUAGAACUUGUCUCAACCCUAGAUCCCAUAUAAAGCCGUACUCUUCAGCCUCUAGAGGAAAUAAUCUUAUUUUAAACGAAUCCACAAUCUCUCCAGAGAGCCUGUCCUAUGCUGGUGAUGAUUCAUAUUCAAAGAGUCUUUUUGGAACUCAAUCACCCACCAAUAAAGAUAGCCAGGAUACUCAAAAUAUGACCAAAAAAAUGAGUUUUCUUCGAGAUACUUCUCAGACACCGUCAAAACACAAGAGUAGUCUAAGCCAGAUUUGUUCUGCCCAGGCUACUAAAAGAUGUAAAAUUUCUCAUACCCAAAUCUUCGAGUCCGAAAAUCCCGAUGCGAUCGAAACACCAGUAUCUUCACAAGCUUCGUCGGAAUUUCCCAAAUUGUAUGAGGAAACAGUAACUAGCUCAAUGGAUACCGUGUAUAAUUCACAGCCAAGUAAUAUAUCUGUCGAACAUUUGGAUCCCUACCAGCCUAUGACCCCUUUACUAGAUCAUAGCGAUACCGAAAUUAAUGAAGACGAAGGUACAGUCCUUGAGAGAAAAAUGUUCCACAACAUCAGCAAGUUUGAUGAGAAUUCCAAAAAAUCGGUCUCUAAAUCAUACUCCAGCAAUUCUGAGAUACCGCUAAGUCUAUCAAAAAAAACCUCAACAAGGGCCUUGUCACAAACUAUCAGCACAAACAUCUCCAAAAUAAAGGAAAAAAUGGAGCUUCUAGAGCAACGUUUCUCGUUAUCGGUAAAGAAGGUUGAUGUCAGAGCACGUGAUGAAGAAAACUUCCUAAACCCGGAGGAAAAGCUUACUCUAACUAUAGCUAAAUCUGAUUUUUCCAAGAUGAAAAUCAUUGGUCAAUUCAAUCUAGGCUUUAUACUCGUGACACGAUUUUCAAACUUUGAUCAUGAUUGUGAUAAUCCGUGCGAUGACGACAUUUUCAUCAUUGAUCAACAUGCCUCGGAUGAGAAGUAUAACUUUGAACGUCUCCAAGCAUCAACAAUUGUUCAGUCUCAAAAACUAGUAAUUCCGAAGACAUUGGAUCUCACUGCCCUCGAGGAAGAGAUUGUAGCGGAAAAUUCAUCAGCUUUGCAAAAUAAUGGUUUCAUUGUGACGUUCGAUACUUCUGGUAAUCUUCCCACGGGUAAGCGAUGUAAGCUCACCAGUCUACCACUAAGUUAUGAAACUGCCUUCUCGGUGGCUGACCUUGAAGAACUCUUAAGUCUUCUCGCUGAUAAUCCGCCUGGAUUCACUCCGAGACCAUCCAAAGUCCAGAAAAUGCUGGCCAUGAGAGCAUGUCGUAGCAGUAUCAUGAUCGGGAAGACUUUAACGCUCAAGCAGAUGGAGAAAAUAGUGUUGCAUCUUGGGGAGCUAGACAAGCCAUGGAACUGCCCACACGGACGGCCAACAAUGCGACACUUAUUUAGCUUGAGCACGUGGGACAGUCGUCGACGCGUCGGGAAUAAAUCUGACGUCGAAUCAUCUAUUAUUAAGACAGAGGAAAUGAUUGCGAUAGAUUGGGCCGAGUAUCUUCAUCGAAAUUGCGUCGAGAACAGCUGA
Molecule: messenger RNA, 3189 nt
Organism: Blumeria graminis f. sp. triticale
Lineage: Eukaryota; Fungi; Ascomycota; Leotiomycetes; Helotiales; Erysiphaceae
Source: the annotation of a GenBank genome assembly